AUGGGGCUCGGAGGCGUGGCAUCGUCGGCGAGCGACGCAGUCGGCAAAGCCGCCGGCGCGGGCCUGAGCCCGACGGCCCUGAUACUAGUGCUAGUACUCAUCGCGGCGCUCGUCGUCGCCGCCGUCAUCAUCACCAUGCACCAAAAGAGCAAGAAGGAAGCAGCCGGGGGCGAGCACGACGACUCCAGCGGCGGCUGGAAGGAGUCCAGCGACCAGGACUUUGUCGACCCUACUUCUGCCAACACCACCACCGCCGCCAGUGGUGUUCACAGAGAAGAUGCGCUGCCGAGGGAAUUCCCCAUGCCGGGCAUGGACACGGUAGCCACUGAGAGAAGCGGUGGCGGUGAUCGUCUAAGCGUGGCGGCCGCCGGACUGCGCGAGAGUGUCGCCACGCCGUUCAGAGCCAUCGGCGCUGCCCGCCACCAGAACAAGCAAUACGUCCUCAUCCGGCUCGACGACGUUGAGCGCGGCGGCGGUGCCGGGCCCGCGCUGAGCGUGCCGGACCGCGCGCUCACCCAGCAGGACUACGUGUCUGUGUCGUCGGAUGUGAUUCCGCGCAGCCACGGGUGGACCAGAACCUCUUCAACCGAUAUCCUCUACGAGGGCUCAAAGGCCAACAUAGCGCGCAGCAGGUUUAGCAGCUGCUCCCUCAUAUCCGGGGAGAGGUUGAAGGCUUUCUCCUCGACGAAGGACGCCAGGGGCCACGCGAGCGGCUGGCUUUCAUCGAACCAGUUCAGCUUCUCCGGGUUCGCCCAGCCCUCGAAGUUCUCGCAGGCCUAGUCGGCAGAGUACCCCGUCGUCCACGCCGACGCAGCGUGCCGAGAGUAAACCGCAGCGUGCUGAGCAGCGCCUCGAAGCUCUCGAACCCCAGGAUGACGAGUAGACGCCGCGCCUAGACUUCAAAAAUGCAGCACGCCAGUGCCCACACGCCGGUCGCUUUGGGCGGGGCGUAGCUGAAGCAGAGUUCGGCGGGAAAGUAAGAUAUUAGAAUACCCAGUCCCGUAGGCGGCUUGUCGGCGCCGAAAC
Molecule: messenger RNA, 1026 nt
Organism: Lasiosphaeria miniovina
Lineage: Eukaryota; Fungi; Ascomycota; Sordariomycetes; Sordariales; Lasiosphaeriaceae
Exons: 2
Coding region: 1-780 (259 amino acids)
Source: RefSeq, a predicted model, not a curated record